AUGUCGAAGCCAAUGGGAAUACGUUUUCAUCCUACUGAUACGGAGCUAAUCAACUAUCUAAAGAGGUUUUUCAAAGGCGAAUUAUCUUUGAAUGAACAAUGUCCUAUCCAGUUUGCGGAUAUAUAUGGAGAUCAACCACCAUGGGAGAUAUUUGGAGCUAAUUAUGAAGAGAAGUUUCGUUACUUUAUUACUCCUUUGAAGAAGCAGAAGACUGAAUAUAAAAGGUUUUCUCGAAUUUGUGCUAAAGGGACGUGGCAAGGGCAAACCGGGGAACAUCUUAUAAGGAGGAAUCGCACGGCGCCUGUGGUAGGGUUUAAGAGAAACUUGAAGUUUAAAACAAGUGAGUGUGGCCAAAAUAACACCUGGUUGAUGGUAGAAUAUCAUGUCGCAGAUAGUUUCUUUAAGGAAAAUAAUCAUAUUCCUAAGGAAGAUUUUGUGGUGUGUCGAAUAAAGAAGAAGAUGGGUAAAGAGAAGAACGUGGAUCAUGCUAUGGAGGCACAAGAUGGGGAUGUUGCGGGAAUUAUUGAUCCUAUGUUGCUUGAACCUAAUCAUAAUAACGACUACUCCACAAGGGAAGAUCAAGUUAGGGUUUGUGAUGAAGUUGAGGCUACAACUACAGAAUUUCAUGUUCAAAACAGUACUUAUGAAGUAGAAGAAGGCCACGGAGUUGAUGAUAUUAGAAGCGAUGAAUUUCUGGAAGAGAUUUAUAGAGCAUUUGAGGACAUUCCUGACGAUUGGUUGCAGAAUUCACAUGUUCUACAAGAUAUAUGA
Messenger RNA from Solanum stenotomum, 771 nucleotides. Its product is annotated as NAC domain-containing protein 96-like. Bases 1 to 771 code for a protein of 256 amino acids. NCBI's taxonomy places the organism in Eukaryota, Viridiplantae, Streptophyta, Magnoliopsida, Solanales, Solanaceae. The record is from RefSeq and is a predicted model, not a curated record. The transcript has a single exon. Gene Ontology annotation, molecular function: DNA binding. Gene Ontology annotation, biological process: regulation of DNA-templated transcription.